GCGGCUGCCGUCCAGGCCGGGCGCAGCAGGAAGCGCGGGGAGGUGCCGCCGCGAUGGAGUUCUCCGAGGAGACGCUGAGGACGCAGCUGGUUAAGUAUAAAUUCCGGGACCUGACCAUAGAAGAAUUGAAGAAUGUUGUUAAGAUCUACCCAAACUUCAGAUUCUCCAUGGAUACAUACACUUUCAAAGACGGAUCCCUUAAAGACCUCUUGAAUUUUAGUGGCACUAUUCCAGUGAAAUAUCGGGGUAAUUCCUAUAACAUACCAAUUUGUUUGUGGAUUUUGGAUUCUCAUCCUUUUGCUCCUCCCAUUUGCUUUCUGAAACCAACUAUAAACAUGGAAAUCUCUGUGGGAAAACAUGUAGAUGCACAUGGCAGGAUAUACUUACCCUAUCUACAAAACUGGAGCCACCCAAAGUCAAUUAUCAUUGGAUUAAUCAAAGAAAUGAUUGAAAAGUUUGAGGAAGAGCUACCUCUGUAUUCAGUAUCAUCUUCUGAUGAAGCCAAGCAGCUAGAACUGCUAUCCUAUAUUGCAAAGAUAACUACAGGUGAAACUGACAUGAAUUCAAAGACUAUGGUGGGUGGACAGAAAAAAGAUGGAGGCUUUAACAAAGUUACUGUGAUUGGAGCAGGAGAUCUUGGCAUUGCUUGUGUACUAGCAAUUGCAGCAAAGGGUGCUGCAGACCAGGUAGUUCUCUUGGACCUCUCAGAAGGUGCAGCAAAAGGAGGAACAAUGGACCUGGAUAUCUUUGCUCUGCCAAAUGUAGAGAUCAGCAAAGAUUUUUCUACUUCUGCUGAUUCAAAAGUGGUAGUGCUCACCGUUAAUUCUCUGGGUAAUGCUCAGUCGUAUCUUGGUGUCAUACAGAGCAACGUGGAUCUAUUCAGAGGAAUAGUCCCAGCAGUAGCACAUUAUAGUCAAAAUAGUGUGCUGCUUGUUGCAUCUCAUCCAGUGGAAAUAAUGACAUAUGUCUCAUGGAAGCUGAGUGCAUUUCCUAAAAGCAGAGUUAUCGGAAUUGGUUGUAAUCUAGACACUGAGAGAUUCCAAUAUAUUAUCACAAACUUGUUGAAAGCACAGACCAUAGGAAAAGAGGCUUGGAUUAUCGGCGAACGAGGGGAAGACAAAGUGCCUGCAUGGAGUGGUUCUAACUUAGUAACAUGUCAUCAAACUGAAGGAGUAGUGAAUGAUAACUCUCAGGAGCAGUUGGCGAACAGAGCCAUGGAAGUUCUUAAGGGAAAAGGUCAAAAGUCCUGGUCUGUUGGGCUGUCAAUAGCUGAUCUGAUUGAAAGUAUACUGAAAAAUAAAAGAAAGGUUCAUUCCAUAUCAACGCUGGCAAAGGGGUGUUGCAAUAUAAACAGUGAAGUAUUUUUAAGUAUGCCAUGUAUUCUUGGAACCAGUGGAGUGACUGAAAUUAUCAAACCACUGAAGGAGGAUAAGUUGGUGGCAAAAAAACUGCAAAGCAGUGCAGCAUCAAUUCAUGAUCUUCAACAGCAAUUGAAACUUUAAACACAAUGGAAUCAUGCAAUAUCUGCUCAUGAAAAUGCUGGGUUUGCUAAGGAAAAAUGUUUCCUUGGUAGAUAUAGGUUUCUGCAAACAGAAGAAUUAUCAUUUCCUUUCACAACUGUG
Molecule: messenger RNA, 1622 nt
Organism: Emys orbicularis (European pond turtle)
Lineage: Eukaryota; Metazoa; Chordata; Testudines; Emydidae
Gene: UEVLD
Product: UEV and lactate/malate dehyrogenase domains
Exons: 12
Coding region: 54-1502 (482 amino acids)
Biological process (GO): lactate metabolic process; protein transport; pyruvate metabolic process
Molecular function (GO): L-lactate dehydrogenase (NAD+) activity
Source: RefSeq, a predicted model, not a curated record